Molecule: messenger RNA, 4572 nt
Organism: Pieris napi
Lineage: Eukaryota; Metazoa; Arthropoda; Insecta; Lepidoptera; Pieridae
Product: tetratricopeptide repeat protein 21B-like
Exons: 13
Coding region: 473-4360 (1295 amino acids)
Biological process (GO): protein localization to cilium; intraciliary retrograde transport
Cellular component (GO): intraciliary transport particle A
Molecular function (GO): protein binding
Source: RefSeq, a predicted model, not a curated record
UUUAUGAUAGUUGCCUACUCACUACUGCCUAGUCUAAUACGCAAUUCGCAUUAUUUUAAAUAUAUUAUAUAAAUAUUUUUAUCCUUAACUAUUUCAAUAGUUUAAAAUAAAUUUUUGUAUAAAGUUUUAUCCAAGCGACUGGAAUGUUAACAAGAGCUAGAGCUUUUUCAACACAGGCGCUGAAAGUUGUCAACAAUGUUGCUAAGCAACAGUUUGUGAUCACUUUGCAAACAGCAGAAGCCAUUUUAAGCUAUGAGGAAAAAGGCAAAGUAAUUACAUUAAUUCAUACUGAUGUGCCUGCUGAAUUCCAGGGCAAAGGUGUUGGGAAGUUAUUGGGACAGCAUGCAUUUGAUUAUGCAUUAAAGCAGAAGCUAGAUGUGAUAUGCAAAUGUCACUUUCUAGCAAAAGUCUACCAGGAUAAUAUAAAAAAAUACAAAAAUCUUAAUGUUAAGCUGGAUUUGGAUUAGUUAAAAUGGCGAGUAUCUUGAAUAGGUGUAACAUUCACUAUUAUAUAAGAGAAAAAUGCUAUGGCAAAGCUAAAGAUAUUUCUAAGCAUUCAUCAUUACAGCCUAGUGAAUCUUCUGAAUUUUUAUUUUACCAUGCUUUAUGCAAUAUAUUUGAAGGCCAAGGCCAGUUAGGCAUAAAUGAGUUGCUGCCGCUACAGUCCAAUCAAGAUAUCAACUUAGCUGUAGUCAUGGCACUUAUUUAUAGCCACAAGCUUGUAAAUACCAUAGAAAAAGAUGAUUUAUAUAACUUGGAAGCUAAGUUAAAAGAAGAAAGGAAACAUGCAGAUGCAAAAUCACUAUACUAUGCUGGUCUCUUCCUAUCAUUUGCUGGAAAGUAUGAAAAGUCUGCAGAUUAUGUAAAUAAAUCUCUAAGAAAGGAUCCAAAUAACCUAGACGCAGUCAUACUUAAAGCAUACAAUGAUAUGUAUUUGAACUUAGAUAUGCAUCCAUCUAUACAAGACUCCUUGGAGUUAAUUUUAAGUAAAAAUGAUAAAAAUGUGGAAGGUUUACUUGCAUUGGCAAAAUUAAAGUAUCUAUUAAAAGAUCAUGAUUUAUCUAAUUUGACUCUUGAUAAAUUGAUUGUCCACUAUCCCAGGGAAGUAGUUCCUCUGAUUGAGAAAUUAAAAAAUGAAUUUGCUACUCAGAGAUGGGAGGCUGUAUAUGACACCAUAGAGCGAGUAUUAUCUUUAGAACCAACUAAUCUAGAAGCUUUGAAAAUUCGAAUAUUCAUUGCUCUAUGUAGAAAUUCAGAUUAUAUAGAAGCAGUUGACCAAUUAAAUACACUAUAUACAAUUUUGGAAAACGAGGAGACGCAAAAUGGAUAUCAGUUUUAUGACAUUGCACAGACAUUUUCUAAAAUAUGUGCAAAGUCUAGUACAGUUGUAUCGCAAGUUUAUAGAUUUGCACAAUAUGCAUUUGAAAUGUACUCAAGUAAUGUUGAAUAUUUAAGUGAAGUUGGGUAUCAGUGUAUUCUACAAGGCAAAUACAAAGAAGCACUAAGUUUCUUUAAGGCAGCCAGCAAAAUUGAUAGUAACUCUAUAACAGCAUUAUGUGGUUUAACACUAUGCCAAAUGUCUGAUAAUGGCCCGACAGACCAAGUAGCACAGCAAGUGGAACUGUUAUUUGAAAUGCAAGGAACGAAUAAAUUUCCAAUUUUAUACCUACUAACCGCCCAAUUGCAUACAAAAGAUGCAACUUCAUAUCUAAAUAAGGCAAUUGAUUCUCAACUAUCCAAAGCCAACACACACCCAUACAGUUUGACAUACAUCAAAAACUUAGACCCCGAAUUUUUGCUCAACGUCUACAAAGAGUAUAAAAAGUAUUUGCCUAAGAAACCCUUAGUUAUAACUAGCUAUUUAUCCUACUCGCAAGAUGAAAAGAACGUAUCAGUUGAGAAGUGCCUUAAAUUAUUGAAAACGAUAACCGAUGCUUGUCCAGGCUUAAUACCAGCUUUACAUGAGUUAGCUAAACUACAGUUUCAGUUUGGUUUGCCAUUAGAAGCGGAGAAGUUGGCUUUACAAAUUGGAGAUAUGGAUAAUACACAUGCGGGAAGUCAAGUUCUGUUAGCACAGAUCUAUAUACAACAACAGCAGUUCGUAAAGGCCGCUCAAUGCUUGGAAAUGUGUCUUAGUUACAACUUCAAAGUGAGGGACAGUGCGAUGUAUCAUUUUUUAAAUGGUGUGAUUUUGAAAAAUUUAAACCAAGCACAAGAUGCCCUAUCAUUUUUUACAACAAGUCUUCAUAUUCUUAACAGCAAGAAUAAUAUCGGUACGAACAAACAAAUUGAUGAUUUCAAUAUAAUAGAUAAAGCCACAUUGUAUCUUCAAAUGAUUGAACUGCAAACUGUGUUAGGAUUGUUUGGUGAUGCAGGGAAAAGUUUGCAGGAGGCAAUUCAAGAGUUCUCAUACACAUCUGAAGAGAAUCGUCUUUUAAUCGCACGAGCCGAUAUUGCUCUUCGUAAAACAGAUAUCGAUACAGCAAUAGACACAUUAAAUGAAGUAAAACCCGGGCAGCCAUAUUACUUCCAAGCUCAUAGUAAAAUGGCCCAUAUAUACCUUAAAGAGAAGAAAGAUAGGGGAAUGUUCACGAAUUGUUUUAAGGAAAUCGUUAGUAAUCACCCGAUGGCAGAUGCUCAUACUAUGAUGGGUGAUGCCUUUAUGUCUAUACAUGAACCAGUACAAGCAGCUGAGUCGUACGAAACGGCAUACAAAGGGAAUCCGAGCAAUAUUCAAUUAGUAAAGAAACUUGGUGUUGCUCUUGUCAAAAUGCACGAAUAUGAUAAAGCUGUUCGGCACUAUGAAAAUGCAAUUGACCAAACAAAUGACGACGAAUUAAGAUUUGAAUAUUUGGAGCUUCUCCUCAAGCUCAAACAAUAUGACAAAGUGGACUCCGUAAUAUCAUCUCAACUGAUCCAACCACACAAUAAAGAGAGAGACACUCCAACACUGAAGCGCCGUAUCAAACUCCUACUGACUCAAGCGAAAAGCCGCGAUUUAAAAAACUCAGCGAACACAAACCUUAUACUGUCAGAGGCGAAAGAUCUCCAGAAUGCGGUCUUAAAAAGAGUCGAGAUAGACUCGAAGGGAGAUCUGCAAGAGGAGAAAGAGAUGCUGUCAAAGAUUAUAUAUUUGCUGGCGAAGGUUAAAGCGGUUAAAGAACCGGGAGUAGCUGCAAGUCUUCUAUCGGAGGCAUUGAUGUAUUCGCCCAGAAAUCCGGAGACCUUGUUUGCAUUGGCUAAAUUGUAUGCGCAGAUGAAUAAUCCAGAAAAAUGUGAACAAACGUGUAGCGUUCUGUUGAAUGCGGAGCCGAAUAAUGAGUCCGCGGCUGUCAUGAUGGCUGAUUUGGCUUUUAGGAAGGGGGAAUUAGAAACAGCUCAGCGACACCUAAGCCAGAUAUUAUCAGUGAAACCGACAAGUUGGGAGGCGCUUGCGCAGCUCGUUGAGGUCCAAUGGCGAAGAGGGAAAAUCUCUGAAGUGGAUCCAAUUAUCGAACAGGCCAGACUGACUAUGGGGAAGCAGGAGGAUCCUGAAUACUCGUAUUGCGAAGGACUAUACUCAUCAUACCAGGGAAAAGUAAAUGCUGCGUUACGUCAAUUAAAUAUCGCACGACGGUCACAAAGAUGCGCAGGCGCCGCCGCCAAGCGGAUGGUCCUGCUUUGUCUUUCACAACAUGCGCAGGAUUCACUACGGGAAGAUGACACACGAAUUCUAGCAUUACGCACUGCAGAGAAAUUGCUUGUCGAAGUGAACACAUCUGAGAGGAAGGGUCUUCACGCAUUACUGCAAUUGGCUUCCAAACAGAAGUCGCAGGCUGAAAGAGUUCUCCAAGAACUGUUGCCGUACGUCAGUGAGGAAGGAACACAAGACGAUCCAUAUUUGAUCCUGGCGAUUGCUAGCGCGUACAAUAUAGUGAAGCAACCCACUCGAGCCAAAAAUAUACUGAAAAGAACAAUCUCUUCUAUCACGUGGACUCCUGAGAAAGCUGAUGGGUUGGAAAGAUGCUGGCUAGAAGUGGCUGAUAACCAGAUUAAUUCAGGAAGACUUGAGGCCGCAAAGGAGCUCCUUGCGAAAGUCCUUACACACAAUAAGUCUUGCAUCUCAGCCUAUCAAUAUCUAGGUUUUUUAUCGGAAAAGGAUCAAAACUACAAGAGCGCGGCACACAAUUACGAACAAGCCUGGAUCCAUUCAGACAAAAGCGAUCUCUCAAUUGGCUAUAAACUUUCGUAUGCGCACCUUAAAUUAAAAAAAUAUCCCGAAUGUAUUGUUGUGUGCAGACAUAUAUUGAAAGUGCAUCCCGAUUAUCCGAAAAUAAAAAAAGACAUUUUGGAGAAAGCGAAAUCUAAUUUGAGAACUUAAUGUCUGAAUGAACUCAACUUAAUGGAGAUAUCUCACAAACGUAGCAGGAUCUUUUAAAAUUUGUUUUAUUCAUAAUUUAAAGAGCAUUUAUAUUUUAUUCAUGUGUUUAGUAUAGAAAAUGUUAUUCAAAAUAUGUUUUAUAUUAAUAUGGUUUGUCAUAAGAUACAAUUUUCCCUAUAAGCAAAGAUUUAUUCAAUAAAAUUUUAAAAAUC